Molecule: messenger RNA, 1161 nt
Organism: Aspergillus thermomutatus
Lineage: Eukaryota; Fungi; Ascomycota; Eurotiomycetes; Eurotiales; Aspergillaceae
Product: amidohydrolase family protein
Exons: 1
Coding region: 1-1161 (386 amino acids)
Biological process (GO): secondary metabolic process
Cellular component (GO): cytoplasm; cytosol
Molecular function (GO): hydrolase activity; carboxy-lyase activity
Source: RefSeq, a predicted model, not a curated record
AUGGGCAGCUGUUGCACAAACCACCCCCUCCUCCGCAUCGAUAUGCACACCCAUAUCAUGCCCCCAUCUUUCCCCGAUCUCUCCUCAUAUCCCUCCAACACCCCUCCACCAUCAUCCUCAGAAUCACCAUGUCUCACCCUGCGCCCAAACCCCACCAACCCAGACGAGGUAGACAUGUACGUGGGCGACCGCUUCUUCCGCACCGUCGAGAAAAACUGCUACGACACCGCAACAAGACUCGCAGAGAUGGACGCCGCAGGCACAGACGUGCAGGUCCUCAGCACGAUCCCCAUCCUCUUCUUCUACGACCAGCCAUCCGCCCCCGUGACCGUUCUGGCUAGGCACCUAAACGACCACAUCGCCUCCGUCUGCCGACAGCAUCCAACCCGGUUCCUAGGUCUCGCCACCGUACCACUCCAAGACGUCCCAGCCGCCGUCGCGGAGCUCCACCGCGCAAAGCACGAGCUGAGCCUCCACGGCGUCGAGAUCGGAACCACAAUCGACGGGGUCACGCUCGACGACCCGGCCCUGCAUCCCUUCUGGGCGGCCUGCGAGGAGCUGAACAUGCCGGUCUUCGUGCACCCGCUCGGCUACACCUGGCCGAAGGAGAAUCCGCGGCGCUGGGCAAAGUACUGGAGCAGUUGGCUGAUCGGGAUGCCGUGCGAGACGGCGCUAGCACUACACCUGCUGAUAUGCUCCGGGACGCUUCUCAAAUUUCCAAAGCUGAGGCUGUGUUUCGCGCAUGCGGGAGGGUCGUUCCCCACGUUACUUGGACGGAUCCAGCAUGGGUAUGACUGUCGGCCUGAUCUGGUGGCGGGGGAUGCGGGUGGUGUCACUCCCACCGAGCAUGCGACUGUGCGUGAGAAUAUCUGGAUCGAUAGUUUGACGCAUGAUGUUGAGUUGCUCGAGUAUCUGGUUAAGAAGGUGGGGGCGCACAGGAUGAUCAUGGGGAGUGACUAUCCGUUUCCGCUUGGGGAGGUGCCUGAGGCUGGGAAGAUGAUUGCGAAGGAUGGACGGUUAGAACAGUUUUUGUCCUGGAGGCAGCGGGCUGAAAUCCUCGCAGGGAACGCUCUGAGGUUUCUGAAUUUGGAUAAGGAUGAGAAGUGGAAGGGUUUGAUGGAGGAGCGGUGGAGGAUGUUUGAGAAGGUAUAUAUCAAGUAA